GGUGAGAGUUGGGAGACGAAGAGAGACGGCUCACCCGACAAUCCCAAUGCGACAAUCGGUCGGUCAGCGGCAGAGGCAGCUCAGGCAGACCCCGAAGCGCAACCCAGAGGUUCCAUUCCACGCGCACCUUCCCCCGGCAGCUACCUGCACGACCGAACCACCCCUCGGCAAACCGGCAGGUAGCGCGCGCCAUGGACGACGCCACGCGGCGGCUUCCGGCGGAGAAGGGCUCCGUCGCCAAGGCGGGCGAGCUGGACCCGCCGCUGCAAGCCAUCGGCUUCGAGGUCGAGGAGCUCUCCCCGUCCCGGAUCACCGGCCGCCUCCUCGUCACGCCCACCUGCUGCCAGCCCUUCAAGGUGCUGCACGGCGGCGUGUCGGCGCUGGUGGCGGAGUCGCUGGCGAGCAUGGGCGCCCACAUGGCCUCGGGCUACCGCCGCGUCGCCGGGGUGCAGCUCAGCAUCAACCACUUCCGCAGCGCCGCGCUCGGCGACACCGUCCUCGCGCGGGCCGUCCCCGUCCACCUCGGCCGCUCCACCCAGGUGUGGGAGGUGAAGCUCUGGAAGAUGGAUCCAUCGACAGGAGAGAAGGGCCCUCAGAUCGCUGAGUCCAGAGUCACUCUGCUGUGCAACCUGCCGUUGCCGGAGGAACACAAGAACGCUGGAGAUGCUCUGAGGAAAUACUCAAAACUGUAAAAAGAAAAAAGGAAAAAAAAGAAAGGAAAAGUUCAAACUGAUGUUGGAAGUGGGUCACGUACGAGUUCCUGGGGCACGUAUAGCUGCCAUCCCUGUUUAGCCUUAGCACCGCCAAAUUAAAAGCAAAAGCCCAAUCCUCCAUUUCCUUGCUUGUUUUGAGUUUAUCCCGUGACAAUGUAACACCCAAAAUUCAAAUUGAGUUUGUUUUCAAAUGAAUUUUGUUCAAA
Panicum virgatum (switchgrass) is the source of this 919-nucleotide messenger RNA. RefSeq names its product 1,4-dihydroxy-2-naphthoyl-CoA thioesterase 1-like. The transcript is spliced from 3 exons. Bases 192 to 692 code for a protein of 166 amino acids. Gene Ontology annotation, biological process: phylloquinone biosynthetic process. The record is from RefSeq and is a predicted model, not a curated record. NCBI's taxonomy places the organism in Eukaryota, Viridiplantae, Streptophyta, Magnoliopsida, Poales, Poaceae. Gene Ontology annotation, cellular component: peroxisome. Gene Ontology annotation, molecular function: 1,4-dihydroxy-2-naphthoyl-CoA thioesterase activity.